AUGGAUCGCAGCCUAUCCUCCGAAUCCACCAUAACCACAACCAUAACCUCAACCGCUUCCAUCGAAGAAGAAUCCAAAUUUCUCACCCGCACCCAACACCUCCGACACACCCGCCUGGCCCUCGCCAUCCUCACUUUCCUAACCUCCAUCCCAACCAUCGCCUGCGAAGCCGUCGCCCUCCACCACUACCGCCAAACCUCCCCCUACGCACGAGUCUGGCUCAACCUAUGGCCUCUGAACCUGGACCUAAGGCCCACUAUCGCCUUGCUCGCCUGCGGCUGUGUGAUAGCAUUCCAGAACUUGCUCUAUAUUGUUACGGCUGUUGUUCCUUCGCCCCGCCCCCACAUCCGCCUCCUCAAUCUCCUCGCCGCCGCAACAGCCCUCUCGGGCUUCAUCGCCGCGCUCGUGGGCCUGGUAUUCGUGAUUUACCAGCCUGGAGCGAAGCACCCGAGCGGGUUCAGUAAGAUGGAGACGUUGCAUUCGUGGACGUGUAAGUGGGGCGUUGUGAGGGAUGAUUAUACGAGCAGUGGAAAUGGGACUGUUAGCGCUAGCGCUAGUUAUAAUGCUACCGGUGGGGGUGUUACAGUGCCGGUGCAUUUCAAGCGAGAUUGUGAGGUUACUAGGGCUGGGUUCGCAUUGCUUUGUGUGUUGCUUGGGUUGGAGGUUGUUAUGGGGGGUGUGGUUGCUGUGGGGGUUUGGGUUGAGAGGAAGGUUGGUGGGGUGAGGGGUGGAAGUUUGGAGGAUAUUGGGAGAGGGGGAGAGAUGAUGAAGGGGGAGAGUAAGGUUUCUGUGGGGGGAGUGGAGAAGUAUCCAGGGACUUGA
Messenger RNA from Aspergillus welwitschiae, 822 nucleotides. RefSeq lists its product as uncharacterized. The transcript is spliced from 2 exons. NCBI's taxonomy places the organism in Eukaryota, Fungi, Ascomycota, Eurotiomycetes, Eurotiales, Aspergillaceae. Bases 1 to 822 code for a protein of 273 amino acids. The record is from RefSeq and is a predicted model, not a curated record.